UACAGGAAGUAGCCUGGUUUGCACAUGAUCAACGGGGUGAGUAAAUAAUAGCUUCUUCUUUUUUUUCUGAAUCUCUAAACAGAAUAAGAUUUUUUUUCUUUUUGUUUUCUGUAUGGUUGAUCAUGCAAAUUUAGCAUAUUGUGAAGUUCUCCUUUUGUUUCCGUGAAAUCUGAUUUGGACCUAUUUUACUUGGAAGAAUUCAUGUAAACUAAUUCGGAGUACCUGGAGCCAUUUAGCCAAGAUCGCUGGAUUUGAUUGUAAGAGUUUCUAAGGACCAGAUUUUUAAAAGCAACCAGAUAACACUGUAACCUAUAAAAAGAUGUCUUCAGUGUGGACUUCUGUCCUUCCCUGGGUAUUUUGGUGUUUGUUCAGCUCAAUAGCAACGACAAAUCCAAUGAAACCAAAACCUAUAAAUAUCCAUAAGGAGAGAGCAACAAAAGGAGAGGGAUCAUGUGUCACAAUUAGCUGCAGUUAUCAGUUUCAAGAAAGUAUGACACUUUUGUGGCUUAAAGAUCCUAAGUGGAAUGCAACGAAACAUGCAUUUGAUGGAACGGUUGUAUAUAGCAAUACAAAGGAGCGGCCACAGGACCUUGAGUACUCUAACAGAGUGAAAUUUUUUCACGAACCCAUUAAUUGGGCCACAUGCUCAUUAAAAAUUAAUGAUCUUAAAGUGAACGACAGUGGAAACUAUACGUUUAGGUACAUAAAAGGAAGUGACAAAUAUUUGAGUAGUGCAUUUACUCUCACAGUCAUGGAAAAUCCCUGCAAGGUCCACAUUAAGCCACCACAUUUGAAUAGGUCACUUAAAGAAGGUGACACUGUGAGUUUAUACUGUGCAACAUCAGCAAAAUGUGAGUCAUAUCCUCAAUGGCAGUCGUCUGUUCCAAGUGAUUUUGAUGUGAAAAUGGAUGGUAAUGUUGAAGAAAAAUACAGUGAGCUGAAAUUGACCUUAAACUGGAAAGAUGAUGGGAGAACUUUGAUAUGUCAACCUUCUGAUAGCACUUAUGUGGACUGCCUGGAUAGGAGUUUUACACUUAAAGUGGAAUAUGCACCCAAAGAAACAAAAGUGUCUGAGACUUCUAAGGAUGUGAAAGAAGGAGAACAAGUGAAAAUAUCAUGCUCCAGCAAGGCCCAACCUAAGCCUAACUUCACAUGGUUUAAACAUCAAAACUCUUUUUCCCAGACUGGAGAAAAUCUUAGUUUAUAUGUUAAGGCACCAGCCGAUGGAGGCAGAUUCUACUGUCAGGCUAAAAAUGAACAUGGACGUGACAAUUCAACGAACAUACUAAUCAAUGUCAUUUAUGCACCAAAAGGUGUCAAUAUCAGUCCUGCAUUCAAGAACCUCACCGAAGGAGAGCAGCUUACUCUCACAUGCUUGGUGCAAGACAGCAAUCCAGCAGUCGAAAGGCAUUCCUAUAAAUGGUACAAAGAUGGUCAAGAGAUUAAUUAUCAAACAGAUACACUUACUGUGUUAGGUGUAAAACAAACUGAUCAAGGAGACUACCAAUGUAAGGCCAAAAAUUCAGUAGGAGAGACCAAAUCUGUCGACAUUACCAAAGUAUCUGUGUUUCAUGUUCCACAAAAUGCAUCAAUUCAGGGCGUAAGCAAAAUAAAGUUGGGUUUCAGCCUUAACCUUAAAUGCGUUGUAUUGGCGAAUCCUCUUCCUAACAGAUAUUACUGGUAUUUUAAACCAGAACGUGAAGAACGGUUUCUCAUGCUUUCACACAAGUACGAAGUGUACCGGAUUGAGAAUGUGGCUGUUAGUAAUGCUGGAGUGUAUGUGUGUAGUGCAGAGAAUGUUAUAGGUACAGGAGGAAACUCUUCUGAAGUGAAUGUUCUGGUGCUCUAUCCACCCAAAAAACCAAAUCUGACCAUGAAACAAGUUGUAAAGGAAAAUGAAUUUUAUUCUAUCACAUGUUCUGUAGAAAGCUCACCCCAGGCAAAACUCAUGCUUAGCAGAUCCUCUCUGACAAACCCUGAAAAUGGCAGAAUAAUAAAAACAGUUGAGAUCAACUUUCUCAAUUUUACUUCCAAAGCAUUAAUGGAACAUGCAGGUGUGUACAAUUGCUCAGCGAAAAACUCAGAGGGACAAAACUCAGCAAAUCAAUACCUGGAGGUUUUGUAUGCCCCUAAAAAUGUUAUAGCAUCAGCAUCUCCUGGUAACGAGCUAAAGGAAGGAUCUGAACUUAAACUUACCUGCAAAGCUGAUUCUGUGCCCCAAGUGACUGCUUACACAUGGAAGAAAUCCUCAAGAGCACACUCAGUGACAGUAGGAAAUGGACAGACAUUAACACUCACUUUAGUGAAGAGCUCGGACUCGGACCAUUACUUUUGUAUCACCAGCAAUGAAAUCGGAAGCGCUGAGUCCCCACCAAUAUAUAUCAGAGUCAAAUAUCAGCCACACAUAACCAUUACCCAUAAUAUGACAUCACUGGGUCUAUUGGAUGAGGCGGUUCCAGUCCACCUAACUUGUAGUGUUCAGUGUGAUCCACCAGCCACUUUCUUUGCAUGGUACAGGCUGGAGGAAAAAGACACUGUCUUGUCAAAUAACCAGAAUUACACAGUACAGCCACAAAACCCAGGAAUGUACUACUGUGAAGCAAGCAAUGAAAUCGGGAAAUCAAGAUCUGUCCCAUUCGAAAUAAAUCAUAACCAAUACAUUAAACUGGCCAUUAAGAUCAUCAUCUCCUUGUUGGCCAUCCUCUUUCUGAUCGGUGUCCUGUUCCUGCUUCUGAGAAUUGUCCUGACAAAAAGAUGUAAAGGAACAAAUGAGGCACCUCAACGGUCAUUUUUCUUCUCAGCAGCUCCAUUAUGGUCAAACUUGCGCUCAUCUGGCUCACGUAACAACAUUAGGGAGAACCUGGUGAUGGAGGGAUCUUCAGAGAUCUUUGGGAUCAGAGACAAUCAUUCAAGCACUGCUGUUCACUCAAAUCCCCAAGCCAACAGGAACACAGCAGCAGGAAGGCCAAAUUAUGACAUUCAAACAACCUACGAUGUUUUGAAGUUGCCACCAACUAAGCUGAAACAUCGUCAUACAGAAGAGGAUUUAACCACUGUGAACUAUGCUAUGCUACAGUUCAUGAACAACAAUCCAAAUAAAAGUGUACCAAGCCAUGAAAGUGGUGAGCCAGACUAUGCUCAAGUUUCAAAACAGAAACAUAUAGCAAAAGAACAACAAGGUGGUCAUGAAGAUUAUGAAAACGUGUCUGGUGGGUGCACUAAGAAGCAGCCAUUUCCAAACAUAAACUGGGACUCGGACACCAGUGAAUCAGAAGAUGAGGUGAAUUAUACAAAAGUGUCAUUCACUGCAACAUCACACCAUAAUCCACAGAAGGAUAAACACUUUUCAGAUGAGGAAGACAAAACCGAAUACUCUGAGGUCAAAAUUUAAGGCUAAAAGAAUAUUUAUGAAUGUGUUUAUAUAAAGCAAUAAGUAUCCAGUAUUCUAUACAGAGCACCAUUGUGUGCUUCUAUGGGAGUAAGUCUUUUCAUUUAUCUGUGGCUAAAUAUUCCAUAUCUGAUUCUAAUUUAACUGAAUGUUAAGUGCUAGUUUCUCAAAUGUGGGGGUAAAAACAGUCUACGUAAAGAUGUUUAAAACCUUGCUUACUAAUUGUGAUUUCCACUCACAGUGAAUGUUCAGUUUGAAAUUAAAUAAUGACAAUUAAAUAUUUGAGAACAUUUACAUUGGUGAUUUUUGCUGAUAAUUAAAGUGAUGACAUUUUUUUGCUCAAACUGUGUACAUUAUUGUAUGUUAUAAAUGUGUGAAAGUUUUUAAUGUCAUUUAAUUUAGUUUCUUAUCAAAAUGUGUGCAAAUAAGGUUCAAGAUUUUUUUGGGAAAAGGAAAGUACACCCUCCUAAAAUUCUAUUUUUUUUUUUCAUUUUUAUAAUGUUGACAAAAAUAUUUGUAAAGAUUAUUACUAGUAUGUAGAACGACCUUUAGAAGCAAUAAUUUGAAGUAUUCUUUGUGAUUGGUUUGAGGAUUUUUGGCCCACACAUUGCUUCAGAACUUUGAUGUUUAAAAGCAUACAUUUAUGCAAAGCUCUCUUAACAGCUUUCCACAGAAGUUUAAGGUCUGGACUUUGACAUGGCCAAAGUGUUGGUAGUAGGAAAGGUGUACUUAUUUUUUCUAAAUCUUUUGGAUUGUAUAAAAUGACUACAUACUGAAAUAUAUUGUUUUUGUAGUCAUCUAAGUAUAUUGUUUUGUUUAUAUAGAAGACAGGGGGGAUCACAUAUUAUUUAGACAGUGGAAAACAAUCAUAGAAUUAAAGAAAGAUAAAUUUUCUUAUACCCCAUCCAUUUACAUUUAGAUUUUUACAUUUUGGAUGUUGUAAUGAGUAUUUUAUAAGCUGUUUUUGUUUAUAUUUGUGCAGACAUUUGUCUGCAAAUUUUCUAAUAAAAGAAAAUAAUAUUU
Tachysurus fulvidraco (yellow catfish) is the source of this 4411-nucleotide messenger RNA. RefSeq lists its product as uncharacterized. Gene Ontology annotation, molecular function: cell adhesion molecule binding. Gene Ontology annotation, biological process: cell-cell adhesion. The coding region runs from base 320 to 3391 and encodes 1023 amino acids. The record is from RefSeq and is a predicted model, not a curated record. Gene Ontology annotation, cellular component: cell-cell junction. The transcript has 17 exons. Lineage: Eukaryota; Metazoa; Chordata; Actinopteri; Siluriformes; Bagridae.